AUGAUACAAACGGGCUUAAUUCAGAAAGCUCACAGUGACCUGGUCACUGACGCGUCGUACGAUUACUAUGGACUUCGUUUAGCAACGUGUGGACUUGAUCAAAGAAUAAAGAUAUGGCAAUUGGACGGGGAAAAUGGGUCAUGGAGUGUAGAAGAUGACUGGAAGGCCCACGAUGCCGCGGUAUCAAAAGUGAGCUGGGCGCAUCCGGAAUUCGGACCAAUCAUAGCGUCGUCCUCGUUUGACCGCACUGUAAAAAUAUGGGAGCAAGCGACUGUUGUGAACGAACCUCAAGAGGUCAACGGAGCUACGUCCACUCAACCAUCGUCCUCGAGGUGGGUGGAAAGAGCUGUACUUCUGGAUGCUCGAGGGACUGUGAGAGCAGUAGAGUUUGCACCGCACCAUUUCGGACUCAAACUUGCAACAAUAUCGACUGACAACUUCCUACGUAUCUACGAGUGUCUCGAACAACCCUCCCUUACCACUUGGCAACUUUCGGAAGAAGUGGAUGUCCUCUCGAUACCUACCUCAACAUACUCUUCCUAUCAUUCUCGUGCACACAGUGUAGCGCUUGCAACGCCUACUCAAACACAUGCACCUCUCGAUGGUGCUCCAGCAUCGCUCGUAGCACAGGCGCUCCUGCAACAACAAACACCAGCUCCGUCAAGACCAGGUUUAGGCAGUCGUGAAGCCGAUGGUGGGUGGUGUAUAUCUUGGUGUAAAGAACGAUAUUGGGGGGAAAUUAUUGCUGCUGGAUGUGGUGUCAAUGGCUUAAUCAAGAUAAUACAACUGUCUCCUUCCCGACGUCCUACAACACUCUUAGUCCUGGAUCCCAAUGCACCACCAACGCCUCUGGCUGUACCUGCACUCCCUUCCACUAAGGAGAGUGGUGGUAGUCCAUCUGGAUCACCCUUGCAGGUUCAAGAUUCGGAGCAACCUACGCCCCAUUCCAUCAUUUCGGUCUCUUGGGCACCGUCCUGCGGCCGCUCUUACCAUCUGGUCGCUACAGGAAGUCGUGACGGUCGAGUACGAAUCUGGAAGGUCAAACCGGCGAUUGACCGUGAUGACCUCGAUGAAAUGGAGGAGGCCGAUGCGCAAGAUGAAGUUGGCUGGACAGCAACCCUGGUGGCUGAUCAUGAUGAUCACAAGUCUUCGGUGGGGAGGGUGGAUUGGAAUGUAACUGGGACUGUUCUCUCAUCUGCAGGGAAUGACGGGCGAAUAAGAUUAUGGAAGGCGACUAUUGGUGGAACCAUCUGGCGGCCCGCUGGCACCAUCGGGGUCGAGCAAAAAUCAGAGGCCGACCACAACGGUCGCUCAGAAGAUGUUGAUAUGCAGUGA
This is a messenger RNA of Marasmius oreades (fairy-ring Marasmius), 1335 nucleotides long. RefSeq lists its product as uncharacterized. Lineage: Eukaryota; Fungi; Basidiomycota; Agaricomycetes; Agaricales; Marasmiaceae. The record is from RefSeq and is a predicted model, not a curated record. Bases 1 to 1335 code for a protein of 444 amino acids. Gene Ontology annotation, cellular component: Seh1-associated complex; nuclear pore outer ring. Gene Ontology annotation, biological process: positive regulation of TORC1 signaling; cellular response to amino acid starvation. Gene Ontology annotation, molecular function: protein binding; structural molecule activity. The transcript has 7 exons.